This is a messenger RNA of Pisolithus orientalis, 1812 nucleotides long. Its product is annotated as major facilitator superfamily domain-containing protein. Bases 186 to 1463 code for a protein of 425 amino acids. The transcript has 8 exons. Gene Ontology annotation, biological process: transmembrane transport. Gene Ontology annotation, molecular function: transmembrane transporter activity. The record is from RefSeq and is a predicted model, not a curated record. Lineage: Eukaryota; Fungi; Basidiomycota; Agaricomycetes; Boletales; Pisolithaceae.
CCCAUCGCUAGGAGGGCUGGGAGUGCUGAAUCAGAUUUCCCAAGUGCCCAUGGCUGAGGACCAGAUGGAUAAGAAUUUUCCUCUGAGGGUAUAUUUCUGGUCGUUUCCACCACGCACGGUCGGUUGGAAGAGUGGAUCGAUAAGCAAUUGGUCGCCAACAACGAGAGGAGAAAGAGUGCCCUGCAAUGACUCCGGCUGACUUCGGUUUCUUGCCCAUUCCAAGAAGACUACGUUACGAUCCUGACAAGCCAUUCCACUUUGGCCUUGUAUUGAACGCAGCUUUUGGGUUCGCCAGCACAUUCACCGUUGCAAACCUUUACUAUUGUCAGCCCCUGCUGAUUGAAUUCUCAAAAUCAUUUAACGUAACUUACGAGCAGGUUUCACAAAUACCAACAUUGGUACAAGCUGGCUAUGCUUCUGGUCUGUUGUUGAUCACACCGCUCGGAGAUCUGGUCCGAAGACGACCGCUCAUACUCCUUCUUGUACUGCUUUCGACAUCUUUCACCGUUGGACUCUCGGUUACGACCGAUUUACGACUUUUCGAGGCGUUAUGCUUUUUGACAGGGCUUGUCACAGUUACCCCACAGAUUCUCAUGCCUCUGGCUGCUGACCUGGCCCCACCUGACCGAAGGGGAACAGCACUCUCUGUCGUACUUUCAGGCUUGAUGUUUGGUGUCUUAGCAGCGAGAGUACUGGCCGGCGUCAUCGCCAACUUUGCUUCUUGGUGCAUAAUUUAUUAUAUGGCAAUCGGCGUCCAGGCCCUGGUUCUUGUCGGGGCAUACUUCAUGCUACCAGAUUACCCAGCUAAAAACACAGAUUUAAACUACUUCCAAAUUCUUGGAUCCAUGGCAAGAUAUGCGGUUACCGAGCCGCUCGUCGCACAGGCAGCUUUGAUCAAUAUCGCAUCGAGUGCUUGCUUCAGCGCGUUUUGGGUCACCCUUACAUUUCUGCUAGGUGGCCCGCCGUACUAUUAUUCGACACUUGUUAUCGGCCUGUUCGGACUCGUCGGGAUGUUUGGUGUGCUGGUUGGACCGUUCGCUGGCCGCCUUAUCGACAAGCUCGUUCCUUGGUAUGCUACGCUCAUUGCGACUCUAGUUCUGUCGAUAUCCCAAGCUGUGCAGACGGCGGCCGGCGGAAUAAACGUCUCUGCGGUUAUUAUUGCGUGUUUCGGCCUAGACGCCGCUCGCCAAAUGCAACAGGUAUCGCUGUCAACGGCCGUCUUUUCUAUAUCAGCGACAGCGCUGGCGCGCCUGAAUGCCAUACUGAUUCUAUCCCUCUUCAUUGGCCAAGUUAUGGGCACGUCGGUUGGUACGAUAGUAUUCCUACAGCAUGGCUGGCGUGCAUGUGCGGUGCUUUUGCAGGCUUGGCAAGGAUUCCAACUUGCGGUGCUUUUUUUGCGGGGGCCACACUGUCCAAGGAAGCAUUGGUUCGGUUAUGCUGGGGGGUGGGCAGCUGGGAAGUAGGUUGUUGAUGGGGAACGCGUAGACGAUUCCAUACAAGAGCAAGGUGAAACUCCAACUGAGGGAGAGUCAGGGAAGGUUAGAUCUGGGGGGAAAUCAGAAAAAGCUGAAGAUGGAGUAGUCCGAAACCGCUACCUGCGAGAUGAUGGCGGAAUAGCAUGAUUUCGAACGUGUGUAGUUGGCAGGCACCUUCGAUAUAUCCCGGAUCUUAUGACAUCCGUGUAAAAACAUGCGAUGCAUUGUACAUUGAUCAAUCGGAACGCGCUGCGGCGGUCUUGGAAAGGGGAUCUUGUGGAGCUAAAUAUUUGAUAGCGGCAGGAACAUAGUAUGGUUGGAGGGAUGUGGAACCUGU